Messenger RNA from Malaclemys terrapin pileata, 1607 nucleotides. RefSeq names its product G protein-coupled receptor 152 (gene GPR152). Gene Ontology annotation, molecular function: G protein-coupled receptor activity. The transcript has a single exon. The record is from RefSeq and is a predicted model, not a curated record. Gene Ontology annotation, biological process: G protein-coupled receptor signaling pathway. NCBI's taxonomy places the organism in Eukaryota, Metazoa, Chordata, Testudines, Emydidae. Gene Ontology annotation, cellular component: membrane. The coding region runs from base 1 to 954 and encodes 317 amino acids.
AUGGAGCCAUUUAACACCUCGCACUCCAACCAGACGCAAUCCUUUAUACCAGCAUCAUGGCGGCCAGCCAUCCUGAUCGCCACGGUGGGCAUCGGGCUGCCCGCCAAUACCUUCAUCAUCUGGCUGACAGGAUGGCGGCUGAAGCGCCGGGGCCUGUCCGUCUUCAUCCUAAGCCUGGCCACCUCUGACUUCCUCUUCCUCUCCACCACGGUCAUGCAGAUCAUAGAGACACUGCUGAAUGAAACCUGGGUGCUGGGCACCCCCAUGUGCCGCCUGCGCUACGUCCUCUCCGACUUGAGCUACCACUGCAGCCUCUUCCUGCUGGCCGCCCUAAGCGUGGACCGCUGCCUGCUGGUGCUGCUGCCCCUCUGGUACCGCUGCCACCGCCCCCUGUGGCUCUCCAGCUACAUUUGCCUGGGUGCCUGGCUGGUGGCCGCCCUGCUCAGCAUCAAGGGCUUCGUCUUCGCCAACGUCGUCCUGUAUCCAGACGGGGUGCUCGUCUGCUCCAACAACCGGGGUGAGUUCGAGGGCCCCCUGCGCCUGCUGGAGGUGCUGCUGGAGGGACUCUUCCCCUUCGUCGUCAUGGUGACCACCCAUGCCGCCACCUUGUCACGCACCUUCCAACGCCACACCCGGCCCCCCAGCCAGUUCUACCGCAUCGUGGCUGCCACCCUGUCGGCCUAUGUGCUGCUCAACCUCCCCUUCCAGAUCGUCCAGCUGCUCUUCCUGGCCUCCUUGGAGCAAGAGUUCAACUAUCGCAUCUUCCCCUUCAUGGUCUACUUCAGCUACCUGAUCAACCUCAACAGCAGCAUCAACCCUCUCAUCUACAUCUUCUUCGGCUCCAACAUCUGCAUGGGCUGCGGCCGCCACACGACCUCCUCCCUUGCCAUGGCCCUCACCGAGGAGCAAGGGAAGAACCCCGGGGACAUGCCCAGCACAUCCUUCUCAACCUAGCCUUGCCAGCAAGACCCUCCUCUCCUCUCCCUCCAUGGCCCAGCCCCUGCUCUGGCCCAGCUCCAGUCACCAGUCGAAUGGCCACUGGCUCCCCUGAUAGGACCUGGCCACAAGGAGGCAGGUCUGUGCACGAUUGUAGGUUCACUAGUGCUAAGCCUUGUGUAAAUGGGUGCAAGGUGGAGCUUCGUCAGGCGCAACCAGAUCCAGGAAGCUACCAGGAGAAGUCACACCAGUGCCAAGGCCCAGUUUGCCCCAUUUCCCCAGCCUAGGCAAGCUCCAGCGGGGACAGAUCCUCAGCAGAUGCAAACCAGGCCCAGCUCCAUGCAGGUCAAUGGCCCGGGAACACCAGGCCCUAGGCAAGGCAAUGUAAACACUGACGUGGCUGCAGCUGCCAACCCACAGGUGCCAGGAGACACUGCGAUGAAGGGGACUCUGCCCCUUUGGGCCUAUUUGUGCUUGGCAAUCUUGCCUUUAGGUGUGGCUCCAAGGUCACUGUGUUUUAAUACUGUGGCUGUUCUGCACACUACAGCCAGAUACCCAGCGCUGAGGAUACAGGUGCCCCCCUAACUCUGUCCCCCUGGGCCCCUGCAGCCUGACUAUUCUGGCCUGCAGAAAGCAGGCCCGGUCUCCUCUUAGCACACAUGACUAUGACA